CAGGGCAUCGUUGUAAGAAGGCCCCCAUUUUGGGCUCCAAGGAUUUCUUUUUCACGUAGCCGAACCACAGUUUUCCUUGGUCAGGGAGGACGUCUGGCCACGCCGACCAUCUCGGAGAGCAGGUGAUUACGGAUCAUGAGCGCUUUCGGGGCGAGACAGCGAGCCGCCCUCCUCCUCCCCCCCCAGCCUGGAAAGGUGCAGGAUCCGCUGAACCGUGCGUGGCACAGCGGCGGCCGGAGCAGACGCGGGAUGGUCGCGCGUCCCCAGCGCGGCAGAGGGGGGCAGCCAGGGAGCCCCGGGAAGAUGUUCUCAGUGCAGCUGAAUCUUGGAGAGCAAACAUGGGAAUCCGAAGGGAGCAGUAUAAAGAAGGCCCAACAAGCUGUUGCCAAUAAAGCUUUGACUGAAUCUACGCUUCCCAAACCAGUUCAGAAACCACCCAAAAGUAAUGUUAAUAAUAACCCAGGCAGUAUAACUCCAACUGUGGAACUGAAUGGGCUUGCUAUGAAAAGGGGAGAGCCUGCCAUCUACAGGCCAUUAGAUCCAAAGCCAUUCCCAAAUUAUAGAGCUAAUUACAACUUUCGGGGCAUGUACAAUCAGAGGUAUCAUUGUCCAAUGCCUAAGAUCUUUUAUGUUCAGCUGACUGUAGGAAAUAAUGAAUUUUUUGGGGAAGGAAAGACUCGACAAGCUGCUAGACACAAUGCUGCAAUGAAAGCCCUGCAAGCACUGCAGAAUGAACCUAUUCCAGAAAAAUCAUCGCAGAAUGGUGAAUCAGGAAAAGAGAUGGAUGAUGACAAAGAUGCAAAUAAAUCUGAGAUCAGCUUAGUGUUUGAAAUUGCUCUGAAGCGAAAUAUGCCUGUCAGUUUUGAGGUUAUUAAAGAAAGUGGACCACCGCAUAUGAAAAGCUUUGUUACUAGGGUGUCAGUGGGAGAAUUCUCUGCAGAAGGAGAGGGAAAUAGCAAAAAGCUCUCCAAGAAGCGCGCUGCAACCACUGUCUUACAGGAGCUUAAAAAACUUCCACCUCUUCCUGUGGUGGAAAAGCCAAAACUAUUUUUUAAAAAACGCCCUAAAACAAUAGUAAAGGCUGGACCAGAAUAUGGUCAAGGAAUGAACCCCAUUAGCCGCCUGGCUCAAAUUCAACAGGCCAAAAAGGAAAAGGAACCGGAUUAUGUUUUGCUUUCAGAAAGAGGAAUGCCUCGACGCCGAGAAUUUGUGAUGCAGGUCAAGGUAGGCAGUGAAGUUGCUACAGGAACAGGACCUAACAAAAAGAUAGCCAAAAAAAAUGCUGCAGAAGCAAUGCUGUUACAACUUGGUUUUAAAGCAUCCACUAGUCUUCAGGAUCAACUUGAGAAGGUAAGGGGGAGCAGUUCCCAGAUUCAGUCUCUAUCAAACAGAGGUGAGGGCGGCCAGGGUGGCCUGGGCGGGGCGGGCAUCCUCCAGGCACUUGCCCGGCUGGGCGGGAGGCGCUGGUGGCAGGGCAGGACGCCUUGUGCUCAGAGGUCCGGCCAGCCGUCUGUCCUCCACAGAGAAAGCUGCCAAGUUGGGGUGUUUUGGUCUAAAAAUUCCUGGUGGGGACUGGGAAUCCCUGAAGGGACCGCAUUAAAAGAAAUAGUGGAUGUGGGGAAGGAGGACGAGAGCUGCUGUCCAAGAGCGUCUACGUAA
Carlito syrichta (Philippine tarsier) is the source of this 1659-nucleotide messenger RNA. Its product is annotated as double-stranded RNA-binding protein Staufen homolog 2-like. The transcript has 9 exons. The record is from RefSeq and is a predicted model, not a curated record. The coding region runs from base 136 to 1659 and encodes 507 amino acids. NCBI's taxonomy places the organism in Eukaryota, Metazoa, Chordata, Mammalia, Primates, Tarsiidae.